Molecule: messenger RNA, 762 nt
Organism: Cladophialophora bantiana CBS 173.52
Lineage: Eukaryota; Fungi; Ascomycota; Eurotiomycetes; Chaetothyriales; Herpotrichiellaceae
Exons: 2
Coding region: 1-762 (253 amino acids)
Biological process (GO): positive regulation of DNA-templated transcription
Cellular component (GO): nucleus
Molecular function (GO): transcription coactivator activity; chromatin DNA binding
Source: RefSeq, a predicted model, not a curated record
AUGUCAAGUUGGGUUAUGCUAGAUGGCAAAGGAGGCUUUGUCCCGUUGCCAUCAGAAAGGAUCAUCCACAGGUCAACACCAAGAAUUAGUCUCGCUAUCACCACACCAUCGACAUAUCCGGGAAACAAUCCUUUGGCAAUCCAUUGCAGCUCUGGCACCGUCUAUCUGACCAAUCAGAGGAUAGUGUAUCUACCGGAGAAAUCUACCCCGGAGUUCAAGUCCUUCUCCGCACCGCUUCUCAAUCUGCACGACACGCACCUUACCGUUCCAUGGUUUGGUCCGAAUGCAUGGCAGGCGAUCCUCCAGCCGGUUCCCGGCGGCAACAUCCCGGCAACGCAAGCUGCCGUUGAACUUAAGUUGACAUUCAAGGAAGGCGGAGCACCCGAUUUUCAUUCAACUUUUGAGCAGAUUAAAGAACGACUUCAGCAAGUCGUGUCCGCGGCGAGAGAGAGCAACGUCACGGGCUCGCGCCAAGAUAACUUCUUGGGCAACGUGAACCUGGACAAUGUCCAUCUUGACCAGUUGCCCUCAUAUCACGAAUCUGGGCAAGAUCGAAUAGCUCCGAACGAAUCCAGUGCGACCGGUGAGGAUGUGGGUUCCCCUGCUGUGGUGAGUCGUCGCGCGGCUCCCGAACUGAGGAGAGAGGGACCACCGGCACACGAAUCCCAGGCCCCGAGCGAUGCCCCCCCUGGAUACGAAGAGACACAGCAGCAGAGCAUCCAGGCUGAGUUGGAUCGGAGGUUAUCACUGACUCGGGACUAA